CCUGCAACGGGCAGAGCAACAGUGGCCAAGCACCAGUCAAGUGUAAUACAUUGGUGUGUCAUCACCAAGCUGCACAGCUUUAUCUUAUUUCAGUCGCAGGCCGAGAGCGCUUCAGAGUUCUCUUGUGGUCUUUACCUGUAAUAUUCAACUCUUAUAAACGAUGACUGAAUGAAUGACUCCAAGUUGUCCGCAUCGUACUCGCAGUCAGCCGCCGACCUGUGGAGACAACAAACCACUUUACUGGCCGACAAUCUCAAACAGAAAAAUACAGCACACAAAUACGGAGUUGUUCUCCUGUUCCAGCUCGAUCUCACUUGUCAAAUCGAUUUUCAUUUUUAUAGGCAGAAUAUCACCGAUGUUCCUCUUUGCAAUCUGCGCGGCAUUGUGAUGAGUUUGCUUUGUAACACGACCCUUCACACCUCGAGCUCUAUCGCAGCAGGUGAAGUAAACUUGGCCAGGAGGCGCACAAAGGAUCCGCCCAUCUCACUCUCUGGUCACGUGAUCCUGCGUAUCUCCAGUACUAGCGGCUGACUACGUACAAAUAAACAUUGUAUUUUGUCUCGAGCGCCGAGGAGAGUAAAUUAAGUGUUUCCCAUAUAUUCAUAUUAAACUAACUUCAGGUGUUCAAACAGGGCCUGUCCAGAAGGCGAGACCUCGGGAGGAGGGAACGAGAGUGACGGCGAGCCCGUCGGAAAAGUCGACACAGCAUAAAGUAGCUAACAGUUAUAUCGUGGGUUGGGGCCCUUCGUAACUACCGAAUGCCACUGCUGAGUAGCACAAGAUGGGACCACAUCAUAAAAUAAUGCCGGACAGAGUGGUUGUGCAAGUUUCAACAGACCAGAAAACGGUUGUUGGAUGCUAAUUCACAGCAUCCAAACGCUGUAGUAAUGUUUCGACAAAAUUCUUGGGGAACAGACUUGACAAAGUGAGCCGCAGACACAGGAGCAAAGAGAACAAUGUGGAAAGCAGCAGUGUCGGUGCUCCUGCUGCUAAACAUGGCUGUGCAGGUGAAUGGUGCCGGAGAUAAGACGAGGGGUUCUGUGGCAGAAUACCCCGGGCCGGAGAAGAAGGUGAAGGCAGGAGAGGCUACUUCUGCAGGUUUCCUGGGCAACUUGCUGGUGGUUCCCAUGGAUGGGAGUCACUGGGUGGGUGUGAAGGCCAUUGCCCAAGAAAUGGGUCGCCGUGGCCACAGGGUCACCGUGGUCAUUCCAGAGAUCAGCGUACGGAUGGGUCCAGGGAAGCACUACGACACCGUGACCUUUCCUGUUCCUUAUGACAAGGCUUUUAUUGAUUAUGUCUUGUCCUCAAACAAGGACGCGAUCCAAAAAUCUGCCCAGACUUUUACGGAGAAGAUAACGACAAAACUCUCAAAAAUAAAGAGGAUUUCAGGUUUUAUCCACAUCACGGCCGAGAGCCUACUGUUCAAUGACAGUCUGAUCUCACAUCUGGCAGAGCAGAACUUUGAUGCCGUCCUUACAGACCCCAUGGUUCCCACAGGCUCAUUAAUAGCUCGUAAGCUAGGUAUCCCCACUAUAAAUCUGAUGCGGGGAAUUCCAUGUGGCUUGGAUAUGAAGUCUGCAGGCUGCCCCUCCCCGCCGUCAUAUGUGCCCCGCUUCUUCACCAGAUACACAGAUAAAAUGAGCUUCAAGGAGAGAACGAUCAACACUUUGGUGGCUUUUCUGGAGCCGCUGCUAUGCCGACUGAUAUACUGGUACUUUGAUGAAAUAGCCUAUCGGUUCCUGGGAGAAGAAAUCGGCAUCGCUGAAGUGCUGUCAGACUCUGCUAUCUGGCUGAUGAGGAUGGACUUCACCCUGGAUUACCCGCGCCCAAUUACGCCAAAUGUGGUACUAGUUGGUGGAAUCAACUGCAACGUGAGACAUCCUCUGCCCGAGGAUUUGGAGUCUUGGGUGUCAGGAGAACAUGGUUUUGUAGUGUUCACUCUGGGCACCAUGGUGUCAGAUCUGCCAGAAGAGACAACCGCCGUCUUCCUGGAUGCCUUCAGACAGAUUCCACAGAAGGUAAUAUGGAGGUACACUGGGAAGGUUCCUGACAGUGUUCCAGAGAAUGUGAAGUUGAUGAAGUGGGUGCCUCAGAACGACCUGCUAGCACAUUCCGGAGCUCGGGCCUUCAUCACUCACGCUGGCUCACACGGGCUCUUUGAGGGACUGUGUCAUGCUGUUCCCAUGGUGAUGGUGCCACUUGGUGGAGACCAGCCAGACAACGCCGAGAGAUUUGCGAGCAGACAAGUCGGAGUGGUGUUGGAUAUUUUUUCGAUCACCACAGAAAGCCUUGUUCAGGGACUGAACGAGGUCAUCAAUGACACCAGGUAUAAAGAGAACAUACAGAAGCUGUCGGCUCUCCAUAAAGACCGGCCAGUUGACCCACUCGACCUUUCAGUGUACUGGACAGAAUAUGUGAUGCGGCACAAAGGAGCAAAACAUCUCAGAUCGGCUGUCCAUGACCUUAACUGGCUCCAGUACUUCUGUCUGGAUGUAAUAGUACUGCUGGCUACUGUAGUGCUGUUUUUUGUAAUACUGUCAGUACAAUGCUUGAAACUAUUCAUCAGGAAACUGGGCAGGAAGAGGAAGCAGGACUGACCGGGUGAUACAAUCGAUCCUUCGUCUCAGCAAUAACACUGUAUGUCAAGGGAGAUUAAAACCCCAUCACUGUGGUUGAAAUAGGAACACAAAGUUAAGUUGGUUGUGGUUUAAAGAUGUGACAGGAUGCACGAAGAACAAGAGAAAACAUGGGGUGAUCACAAAAACAUUUAAUGAACAGGAAAUACAGAAUAUUAUUAGACUCCAGACUCUGGGGACAACGAUGAGCAUUAGUGGCCGCCCUUCUUGGGUGGGAACAGGGCGUACUCGACAGCCAGAGCAACGGUAAAGGCAGCAAAGCCCCACUUGAAUCCUCUCAGCAGCACAUCAGACAGAGUCACAGCACGGGCGAAGCCGCCGGAGUAUCUCCAAGCCUCGUUGCUGCAGAGUCCAGAGUGGCGGCAACAGGAGAGAAAGAUAGGGUGCAGGGUCAGGAAUAAGAUAAGAUGACUUAAACAUCCAUGAUAUCUCAUGUAGCUAGAAGUACUGACCGUGCCCAUGGAUCCUUGAGGCCCCUGGCUGCCAGUCUCUGCUUGGUGAACUCCAGUGGCGUUCCCUGCACCUUCCACUGCCGCCAGUCUGGCAUGGACAUCUUGUUGUGGCCGUGGUCACCUCCCAUGCUGAAAACAUAUACAGAUAUAUGCAAUUAUACAUAAUAACCUCCCUGACGUUAUAAUUUGUGUUUUAAAUUUGAGAAAUCUACAGCUUUGAGUAAAAACAAAGCAAAGUGAAGAUAUGAGUCUCGCAAUAAUACAUAUUAUGUCCAUAUCGCAUAAAGUCUCUUGAAUCCAGGCGUAAACAUAAUUGCCCCCGAUGUAUAAGUGAUAUCGGCUUAUUCUUUGGUUUCUAUUUUUGUUUUGUGUCUAACUUGUGUCAAAUUUCUUUUAGUGUAAAGGGUUGUGGACAUGUCAUUCAAAUAUUGUUUUGGUGAUCAAUGCCAAGUGUUCAUUUUGGCCAAAGCUGAAGCAAUAUGAAAAUAUAAUCAUCUGUGAUAAUUUAAAAAAAUCUCAUACAUAAAAAUGUAAAGAUACACAACUUCAUUGUACUUUAAUACAUGUUAAUGUUCAUUGUAUAAGCCGAGGUAUGAAAACCUAUGUCUCUGGUUAUUACAGUGAUAUUACAGGGAGGUGGAUGCAUUUAGCUCCUGUUUGUAUGGAAGUUAAUGUCGAAGUAGGCUGCCGUCUAUUGUAAAUACAAGUCCACUUUAUACUUCUAAACACAUACCCUGGGUAUUUUACUUUUCUCAGGACGCACAACUAUUCACAAUGUGUUUGUUUUUUUACACUCAAAGUAUUACAACAUAACACCUCAUUUGAUCCACUAACGUGACAUCAUCCCUGGGAGGCCAAUUGCUCCAAAACUGCUUAGGAUGGUACAUGACGAUUAUAAUAACGUUUAAAGUGGAUGACACGAGAGGAAUGUUUUAUAAUAAACCUUAUUCAUUGUACUUAUUUAUUUUAGCUUUGUAUUUGUUUUAGUAUCGUUGAGACCAUGGAUACAAACCACCGGUUAAUCAAACCCUGGCACAAUCAUCCACGUUGAGACAGCUUUGUUACCCGUGUGCUGUUUCUA
Molecule: messenger RNA, 4169 nt
Organism: Cyclopterus lumpus (lumpfish)
Lineage: Eukaryota; Metazoa; Chordata; Actinopteri; Perciformes; Cyclopteridae
Product: UDP-glucuronosyltransferase 1-1-like
Exons: 11
Coding region: 957-2597 (546 amino acids)
Molecular function (GO): UDP-glycosyltransferase activity
Source: RefSeq, a predicted model, not a curated record